Pleuronectes platessa (European plaice) is the source of this 5277-nucleotide messenger RNA. It is a transcript of the gene znf385a, whose product is annotated as zinc finger protein 385A. Lineage: Eukaryota; Metazoa; Chordata; Actinopteri; Pleuronectiformes; Pleuronectidae. Gene Ontology annotation, molecular function: zinc ion binding; nucleic acid binding. The transcript is spliced from 8 exons. The record is from RefSeq and is a predicted model, not a curated record. Gene Ontology annotation, cellular component: nucleus. Bases 707 to 2035 code for a protein of 442 amino acids.
GAGAGAGAGAGAGAGAGAGGCAGGUCGAGAAAGUGAGUGUGUGUGUGUUUUACUAGAGAGACCAAAGCAGGCGCCGACUUGACAGAGCACUGAAGACCUUCCCUCUGAAGCUCCCAGUGAGAUGAUGCAUCUGAGGGGAAAGUGCAUGUCAGCUGUUUGUUGGAGACCUCUGCAAUUCCUCCUGGCCGCUGUGGAGAAGAUGAUAUUGGCUGUGUAGUCACCCCCUGCGAUUGGCUGUCACACUUUAGGCUCCCCCUCCUCUCUCUGACUCCCUACUUCUCUCUCUCUCCCUCUCUCUCUCUCUAUCUCUCUCACUACCCUGUGCUUCUCACCCCCUCCAUACUGUCCUCAGGCUUUACCUGAGCCACAACUGCAGAAGCUCUGGACCCCCCCCCCCACACUCCUCCUCAUACACACACACACACAUACACACACUCGCUCUCUCUGCCUCUCUCCCUCACCCACACGCAGAAACUCAGCUUUUCACCUGGAGAGGACAGGCGCUAGGGAGGACAUGUGCAGCAGCAGCAGCAGCAGACUCUCCUCACAUCCAGUGCUGCCUCUCUGAGUUGCCUCUUUUUGGAGAGUGGGGAGAGAGGAACUCUGAGAAGAGAACAUUUGGAGCCGUUCUCCCUUGGACAAAGCAGGAGAGAGGGGCAGUGAGGGAUCUCUUGUCAACCCAGGGACACCAAAGGCAGCACACAGCAUGAUUCUAGGAGGAAUAAACCGGGCCGGGGGGGCGGUGCCGACGUUCCUGCGGACCCCCACGAUGCUCCAGCCCCACCUGGACUUGAAGCCCUUCCUGCAGUUCCCCAUGGAGACCCAACAUCCCGCACACAGCAUGAACCUCUUCCACAACUUCAGCACGAUGGACCCGGUGCAGAAGGCCGUGAUCAACCACACCUUUGGAGUUCCUCUGGUCAAAACCAAGCGGCCAGUCAUCUCCUGUAACGUCUGCCAGAUCCGCUUCAACUCAGAGAGUCAGGCAGAAGCGCAUUACAAAGGAAACCGCCACGCCAGGCGAAUCAAAGGCAUCGAAACCUCCAAGAGUCGUCCUCAGGAGGGGGACAAGCCUCACACUGUGCCCCCCACCUGCUCCCCGUCUCCGCCCGGACCCCUGAGCAUCAUCUCAGACAUUGAGCCCAGCAAAGCGGAUGAACCACGGCCUCUAUCACAGUUAAAUGUGCCCCUGCUGGCCCCGGGACCCCUUCCCACCCUUACCACUCCACCCAGCACGCCCAUGGACACCUCCGUGCCCACAGUGUGCCCCCUCCUGCCCAACCUCACUCCUCCCUUGAUCCCCCCUUCCCCCUCCCCAGGCUGCGGCGUAGGCAGCACCCCCUCGGAGCAGCUGGGAUCCGGAGCGGGAGCCGCCGGCGCUCCGGCCUCCGGCAGCCCGUCCAACCCAGAGACAGAGGAGGACAAGGCCAAGAAGCUGCUGUACUGCUCACUGUGCAAGGUGGCAGUCAACUCAUUGUCACAGCUGGAGGCCCACAACAAAGGUACCAAACACAAAACUAUCCUGGAGGCACGGAGCGGGCUGGGCCCCAUCAAGGCGUAUCCUCGCCUGGGCCCCAAGCCCAUUGGAGAGCAGGGAGGGGGGCCGGUGGACCCCAACACUCAGGAAAGAACCUUCCACUGUGAGAUUUGCAACGUGCGGGUCAACUCCGAACUACAACUCAAACAGCACAUAUCGAGUCGAAGGCACCGGGACGGCAUGGCGGGCAAGCCUAACCCCCUCCUCAGCCGACACAAGAAGCACAGGGGAGCUGAUCUGACGUCUACUUUGACCUUCUCCAAGGAUCUCACCAAAGCUUUGGGUGCGGGCCUCUUGCCCAGCCCCUUGGCUGUUGCUGCAGCAAUGGCCGCUGCAGCAUCGUCGAACCAGAUGGCCCUUCGAGUGGCAGCUUCCGCCCAACACGCGCACCAUCAUCAUCACCUAUUGCAAGGCCCACCUCUCAGCCACGCCAUCCUAAGACCUGCUCCGGGGCCCAUGCGCACCACCCACGGGCCAAUCCUCUUCUCCCCUUACUGACACAUCACCGGCUGACUCCGGCCAGGCAGGAACAGCCACUCCAAAAGCACACUGUGAAGAUACAAACAUGAUCAACAAACAGCAAUUGACAGGGGGGGCGGGGAAUCCAAUCAUUUAAAUAACGAACUGAGAGAAAACAAGGGAAAGGAGCCGCAGAGAGGAGUAGAAGUAUAUGUCUCUCUUUCUUCCCUUUACCUGAAACUCUCCCUUCAUUUCAAAGACUUCUGGGCGAUGGAAUGAGCAGAGGAGAGAUCUUCAUUAUGCAUUGAACUCCCUUGGGCAUCUCUCACCUCCCCCCGGUCCCUCUCCCUUGCACUGUGGCCCUGUCACGGCCGCCUCGAUCGCUACAGACAAAACCCAUGCGGACCUUUCUAGAAACAUUAAACCACAUGUAGUGUUACAUCAUUAUUCAGUCAUCACGGCUCAACGUGUUCUCCUCAUCCUAUGCACCUCAAAAAACCAACACAGUAAUGUUAUGUCAGUAGGGUCCUCUCUGUUUGCGUCACAUGUAGCUGUGGCAGCCUCCACCCGUACUGUACACGCCCCCUUCUGCACCGGAGGCCAGCGACUCCUCAGUUUGUGACACUUAGCUUCUCGCUAGAUACAGCAUGACAGGCAGGUGGUGGCCGCAUCUUAGCACGUCUGAUGGGUGUGUGUGUGUGUGUGUGUGUGUGUGUGUGUGUCUGUGUGUGUGUGUGGGUGUGUGUGAAUGUGGGGGGUUUAAGGGAGCAGAGAAGUGACUGUGGGGGAUUGCGCUCCCCACUGUCAUUUCCUGGGAGGCUGAGGCAAGAGGAGGGCUGGCACGGGUCAGUGGAGGGAUUGACCCCCGGGCGGCAUGCAGACACACACAGGCCUGAGCGAAUCUGUGGUUUUUAAAAUAGACCGCACCAACAUGCAUCGCUACAGGGCACGUCUGCCAACCUUCAUAUCAGUCAGAGCAGAACCUCUCCAAAGGGGAAAGACGAGGGGGAAAACAACAGAAUUCACACAUUGGUACGUACUGUGCUGCUGUAUUACACAAACUCCCUGUCCACAGCCUAGAUUCCCUUAGAUGGGAAGGUUGUUUGCUUUUACUCACAGUAAUGAGAAAUGUCCAGGAACCUAACACAUAUGAUUUAAGCGUGAGACUUCUAUUCACAUGAAGUUAUCAAAAAAACAUUUACUGACAUCCUGGACCUCACCCUGGUCUUUUGAUUGGCUGUGUAGGUGUGAAGGUCUGACUUAGGUGUGACCCUGGGCUCCGAUGUGUUCGCGUUGUUUCUGCUCACAGCCGCCACCACGCAAUAAGCUCCUGAAGGGUCAGGCCUCUGCAUCACUGGGUCAAACUCUUCCAUUCCUGCCCCAUCCUCCUCACCUCCCCCGUAUCCAAAGGUUUAAAUUAGUCUAUGGUAAAGGGCACACCGGCGCUGGCAACCAUAAUGCUGAAAGGGAACAAAUUAAUAAAAGGAAGAUGAAAGCCAAGCCAAAUACGUUCUCGGAGAGAUGAUGUGGAGCCGGAGUGACAGCCGAGCGCAGAAGCCCACAGCGAGGCCACUGGGAGCUUGAGCCCAAGGCGUCCAUCAAUACUUCCUGUCUUGCAACUGAAAGCCAUGAAACGCACCAUGAUUUGUUUUCUUCUACAAAGACUGGUGAGCACUUUGUUUUGUUUGGUUAGGACUGUUCGUGUUUAUGCGUACAAAUGAGCUGGAUAAGAAAAAAAACACAAUAAAAAAUAAUAUUUUUGUAGAUGGAAAAUGUUGAUAUCUGCAUCCGUGAAGGGAAAAGCAGGGAGGGGGUGGAGUUUAAUGGAUCCUGGAUUUGACUCAGACACAGAAUCUAACUCAGCGGGCAGCCACAGGAGCUCAGCUGAGCUCGGCGGCUGCAGACCUGUCUCGCUCGACUGCCUGAAGCUAUCACUCCCUUUUUUUUUCUGAACAAGAUGUACACUGUGCCCUUUCAUUGAGAAGCAAUGAGCUCUAAUGUCUUACCCUCGUCUGAAUAUUGCAAUGCAAUGAGCAAUUUUUAUCAGAGUGACCUGUUAGCAUUGUGACAUGUUGUCUGGAGUCAUGUGUAAACCGGGAGCAUGCCAGCUGACAGACCUUUCGGUUUCUUCCAUGAGGCGAGUGCGAGCCCUCGCAGGGAUUUAAAGAGGGAGAGGCAGAGGUGGAGCUGGGUUUAGGUACCGACCCUUCAUAUUAAAGGGCCUUUUUACUAUGGUAAUCUCUGCUUGGGGAACAGGGUACAAUGCCAGGUAUCAAGGGAUUAAAGAUAGAUGUGUAACCUUUUUUUGUUCAACUUAAUGAAUUGCAUUUUUUUUUUUCUGUGUGUGUGAGAUGUGUUUAAGUGUAAGUCCUGAGGAACAUUAUCAAUGCCAUUACUUAAAGAAGAAGCUGGCUUGGGGUCAGCUUCCACCAUCGUGCUCUUUUUUCUGUUGUUGCUGGACGAAGCCUCCUUUGCAGUUCAUUCUGCGUGUGAGAUAACUCUUCCAGGAUCCGUGCUCUCUCUCUCUCUCCCAUUGGUGUGUGUGUGUGUGUGUGUGUGUGUGUGUUACCAUAUGUACUCUUGUGUGUGUUGGGACCAGCUCUCACCCCCCUCUCCCCCACCAAUCAGAGACAGAAGUGACCUGGAGCUAAAGUGCCCUAACAAAUCAAAACAAAAACCUGCACCAACAUUUGGUUUAGGAAGAUCUCUCAGUCCUCCUGGAUUCUUAUUAGACUCAAUCAAUGACCCAACCUGACAAAGUACUGCAGUCCUGUCCCCGGUAGGUCAGUCAAGUAGCAGCACCACAGAUAUGUUCAUAUUGUCCUUAACAUGUUCAGUCUGUGGUUAUUUCCAUUGAUCCAUCUCAUCAUUCACGUAUGGGAAAUAAAUGUUAGAUUCCUAUUGGGCAGGUAUUUCAUGUUAGCUGUGUUUAGGCUCCGAGCCUUAGCCUUAUUCUGCCCUCAGUCUCUCCCAGAGAAGAGAGAGAGAGAGAUAGAGAGGCUAUGGUGUAAUUUUUUUGUCUUGCCAAUAAAGUUAUUUUUUGAAUUUCAUUGUCACGGAGGACAACGAGUUUGUAUGGCGAACUGUAGCAAUACCUGACUCAUUCUGGCUACUCUUGUUUAUUGCAAUAAGAAAAUGAAACAAUAAAUGUGUAUGUGAGUAAAACAUUAUAAAUGUAAUUUAAAUGAAAAAAUAAACUUUAUGGUAAAUACUAUUGGUAUCAAGAGAGACCAUGGUGGAUAUAAAAAAAAAAGUACAUGUCAAUAAAUCAUUAAAUGAAA